GUGCGCUCUCAUUUCUGCCACCACAACGUUUUAUCGACCUCGCCGGGAAGGUCAUUCGGGUUGUCAUGUCGGGCGACACGGUAUCGCUGUACCUCGACUCCCAGAUCCGGGACUGGGUGUUGUUUCCCAUUACCCUUGUUAUGAUAUUGGUUGGUGUACUACGACACUACAUAGUAUUACUUCUCCAGUCCGCACCUAAGAAACAACCAAAGGAAGUCAUUCGUGAACAACGUGCCCUCGUUCGCUCUCAAAUCCUCCGCGCGACAGCAAGCAGCUCGCCCAUACCCCCAACUUACUACAAAUCUAUAUCACAGUAUCUCUCGCAAGCGUUCGCAGAUGGGACCUAUCUCAAGGAUGGACCACCACAAGGCGACGCACCCACUACACCUCCAAACCCUUUGACCGACCCUGCUGCUAUGGACGGUAUGAUGGCUGGAAUGAAAACUCAAAUGGUCAUGAUGGUUCCGCAGAUGGUCAUUAUGGGCUGGAUCAACUUCUUUUUCCAAGGCUUCGUCCUCAUUAAGUUGCCAUUCCCCUUGACCUUGGGGUUUAAAUCAAUGCUGCAACGUGGUAUAGAAACACCUGACAUGGACGUCCGUUGGGUAUCCUCGUUAUCUUGGUACUUCUUGAAUUUCUUCGGGUUGAACGGUCUAUACCGGCUCAUUCUCGGUAACGAAAAUGCUGCUGAUUCCUCGCGAGACAUGAGCACGCCAUUCGCGGCUGCUGCCGCUCCUCAACCUGGACAGGCGCAAGACUACAACAAGCUAUUUAAAGCGGAACGAGACAACUUGGAAUUCUCGGAAGGAUUGCAUUCCUGGGUGGCAAAGGAUGCAGAUACUCGUAUACUUCAGAAGUACGGAAGACCCAUUCCAACCUCAUAGUGUAGAGGGUACGGUGGGUAUGUAUUUAUGUAGAGAAUGCAGAUGCAUCUCCAAGUGUUGCUACAAUGGAAACCUACUGAAACAUCAUAGGUACAUCUACCAUCUACACGCUAAGUGCGGUACAUUAAGGUUAUACAGUGGUGGUAUUGUACCUCC
Messenger RNA from Somion occarium, 1037 nucleotides. NCBI's taxonomy places the organism in Eukaryota, Fungi, Basidiomycota, Agaricomycetes, Polyporales, Cerrenaceae. The record is from the annotation of a GenBank genome assembly.